Messenger RNA from Punctularia strigosozonata HHB-11173 SS5, 663 nucleotides. Its product is annotated as WSC-domain-containing protein. The record is from RefSeq and is a predicted model, not a curated record. NCBI's taxonomy places the organism in Eukaryota, Fungi, Basidiomycota, Agaricomycetes, Corticiales, Punctulariaceae. The coding region runs from base 1 to 663 and encodes 220 amino acids. The transcript is spliced from 3 exons. Gene Ontology annotation, cellular component: plasma membrane.
AUGCUCGUCGAGACUGUGGUCAAUGUUGCCGUGCCGGACGGUUGCACCCCUGUCUGCGCACCUAUAGACAACGACGGACACCCGCUCACGUUCCAAUCUUACUUUGCAUCCUUCUCCGAACUCGAGUGCUCUUGCUCCUUUUGCGACGGGCUGAAUGAAGAAACGUUGUCGUGCUCCUAUACCUACCUCGAGUCCGGCACCACCAUCAGCGGCGAGACCGUUGUGAACGACAUGGGACUCUUCGGCUUGAGCGCCGCCGGCUGCCCGCAGUCGCUCGAUCCCAACUGCGGCCCGCCGCCUACGCCGACGACCGAGCCUGCUUGCGUACCGACUGCGCCCCCAGGCGGAGGCUGCGGCUGGUUCCCGCUCAUUCCGUGCGCGGUCGACUCGACGGUCCGCCUGUGGGACAGCGCGUCGCUUUUCUUCCUCCCCACGAACAACACGCCCGACGCGUGUAUUGCGACGUGCUCGGCGCACCAGCACGCGUUCGCGGGCGUCGAGGAUGCGCAGGAGUGCUGGUGCGGUGAUCGGUGGACGAACGAUCAUCUGCCAGAUGUGGCCGACCCGGACGAAUGCGAUAUGCCAUGCACGGGCGACCCGGACGAGACGUGCGGAGAGGCGUUCAGGAUCCAGGUUUACGCGCUGGUGGAUGAGCUGACGUAG